AACAUUAUUGUUUGGAAUUUUAAAAACCCUUUUUUCCUUGCGGAUUUGUAGAGUUGUAUGGAAAAGAUUUUGAAAUUUCAGGUGGUCAAAAUCUGUGUGGAAAAGAUUUGGUAAUAGGAUUUAAUAUAAUUUUAGUGACAUUUGAGGAACGUUUUUGUGGUAUUUUUAUGUGAAUAUUUAAUAAACUAUAUAAGUUUGAGGAGCCAAAAUUUGUGUGAAAGCGAUUUUGUAAUAGGGUUUAACAUUAUUUAGGUGACAUUGGAGGAAUAUUUUGGGGCGUGUUUUUAUGGUAUUUUUAUUUGAAGGAACCAACAUCUAAGUGAAAAUGAUACUGUAAUAGGAUUAACAUUAUUUAACUGAUAUUUGAGUAACAUUUUUUGUUUUAUUCUGUGGUAUUUUUAUGUGAAUAUUUUUAUAGAAAACUCCCACAUAUUUAUUGAAAGAGAUACGUUGAGCCUGACGACAUACCAAUAUCAAAACAUUACUCUUGAGUAAUCAAAGCCAUGGUUCGUGAAAGGGGUGGUAUGUUGUGUUGAAUCAGUCUAAUAGUGACAUGUGCGUUCUAGUGUGGGCAUAUAGUCGAAUGUUUAUUAUAGUGCAUAGUAUUUGACUGUAUCUAUUGAGUAAGUGAUAAUUGCUGUAAAAUAUUAUGGGUAUAUAGCCGAAAGAUUAUAAUUGUGCAUAGUAUUAACUGUGUAUAUCUAUUCACUAAUUGAUAAAAAAAAACAAUUUGGGGGAUCUGAUAAUCAGAAGUGUGUUCCAGUGUAACGUCAAAUGUUUAUUAUUGUGCAUAUUAUCAUAACUGUAACUGUAUUCACUAGAUGAUAAAAUAUAUUUUGGGAUCUGAUCCAUAAGUGCAUUCUGGUGUGACGCAUAAAGGAGCUGUUUAUUAUUGUGCGUAGCAUGUAACUGACUUAUCAUUUCAAUAAAUAAUAAUUGACUUACAAAUAAAUUGACAUCUAAUUGGAGGACUUGUUAGUGUAUGGGCUAAUCUAUAGAUUAGAUCAACCAGUGCAUGAUUUAAAGAAUCUAAUCGACUUAUAACUGUUACGUUUUAAAAAGGAUUUACAGUUUAAACGCAUAACAGAGUGUUAUUUUUACUGAGUAUCCAUUGAUGUUGACUACCUUAUAGACCGAAUCAUCCAGUCAUUGAUUUAAAGAAUUUGAUUGACUUAAUAUCGUGGACUUUUGGGGGAUUUGUUUUUUGUCCGAGGACUAGAACAAAUUGAAGUAAUCCAGUCAGUUGAACUUAGAUCUUAGAGUACAAUUUAUAUAAAGAACACAGAUGAUUUAGCAAUUUUCUGAAAUCACUUUAGAGUAUAAAUUGAGUUCAAGAUUUUGAGUAAUUUGAAAAAUUCAAAGUGGUAUUAUAAAUUUCAAGAUAAGUGGUUUUACAGAUUUCAAGAUUUUGAGUAAUUUGAAAAUUGACUUCACAAUACAAAAGUGUCAUUACAAAUUUGAAGAUUUCGAGGAAUCCAAUUGACUUGACAAUUCAAGUUCAAGUAUAGUUUAUUUAUCAUAGCUCAGCAGGAUAUGUGAUUGUUAUUUUGAGGAGUUUGAUAUUAUUACGCUGUGUGUGUUGAUAUCUAGAUUGUGAUUAUAAACUGAGGACGUGAAAUUUAUUACCUGGACAAAAUGUUGUAUUAUAGGAUUUUCUCAUCACUAGUAGUUUUACAGUUGAUAUUAUUAGUAACUGUUACAAGAGCUCAGCAGAAUGCUUGUCAACGAUGUGAAGAACAACCCAACUCCUGUCGAAAGAUUGCAGGAAUAUUUAUGGUUACCGUUUUGUCUAAGGGAACUUAUAAUCCAGUCGUGGAAAUUCCGGCACCAGCAUGUAAAGUGAAUAUAACAGAAUUGGGACGAAGCAGAAAUUAUUUAGCUAUAAAGACAAAGAGUGGUGUUAGAAUUAUCAAUGGGUAUUGGAGAGUUAGUUCCCCUGGUCAGCAUAGUGGAGCUGGUUCAGUAUUCUCAUACUAUAAAUCUAACAGUGGCUCGUGUCCAGGAGAAUGUAUUAAUACAGAAGGUCCAACCAAUGAAACUAUUGUAGUACAGGUGCUGUAUUAUAACCAAAAUCCAGGUAUUUCCUAUGAGUUUACUUUACCAAAUUAUGUCCCUUUUACACCGUAUGAAGGGUCCCGAUUAAUCGGUGCUACGAAUCGUGGAUACAGACAUCAUUUACAGAAUCGAAAAGAUAGCCGGCAUUCCAUUUAUAAUCGCAAUCAUCCAAUUAAGUUAACCUCGAGCGGUGAACGAAAUCCCAAUAGAGUAAGUGACAGAUCGGAAGUACCUAGUGAAUCUCAUGACAGACAGGAGUUCAGUUUAGGGAGAGGUAGUAAUUUACCUGUAUUACCUCAGACUCCUGUAAUACGAUAUGGUUUCGACACAUUAGGAGGGCGUGGCUCUAGUUAUACGCAGACAAGUAGACAAAGACAAUCUGGUAGACAGAGACAACAGUCUGGUAGACAAAGACAGUCUGGUAGACAGAGAGGCGGAAGUCCCUUAGUUGUAGCACCUCGUCCCCGCUACAUCGCCCCAUACAGGAACAAUCGAGGUUACACCAACUAUAACUCACGAUCAGCACUAACAGCCAAUACCUACGAACGAGUCGAUAAACCUAAUUUUGACCUGGCAGCUCAAAGAUCUAACUCGUUCGCUGAAGAAAGAGCAGAUAACUCAUACGAGUGGAAGAUUUCUGGUUUCAGCGAUUGUUCUGAGUCAUGUGGUGGAGGAUAUCAAAAGACUCUAGUAGUUUGUGUUCUAAAGAAUACCCAGGUUACAGUAACAGAUGAAAACUGUGAGACCAAACAGAAACCUGUGUCGCAACAAGUAGAAUGUAAUACAAACCCUUGUUCUCCCAGUUGGCAUGCUGAUGAGUGGGCUGCGUGUAGUGUGACAUGUGGAUCGGGAACACAGAUACGAAGAUUAGAGUGUAAACAGAAAAUCUCGGCAACUCUAGAACUGUCUGUAUCAGCUAGUUUAUGUAAAGUGGAUGAAAAACCUGCCAUAGCUCAGCAGUGUCAGAUGGGAAGAUGUGCUGAAUGGAAAAUUGGAUCAUGGGGUACUUGUUCAGUAGGUUGUGGUACAGGUAUCAGAAAGAGAUCAGUAAAAUGUGUUGAUCAUCUGGGAUCCCAGAUACCCAACAGUUAUUGUAACACAACCUCACCCGACAGUCAAGAAUCAUGUGAUAUGGGUCCGUGUAGAACCAGCUGGUUGUAUACACCAUGGUCUAAAAUGUGUUCCAGUAGUUGUGGUGCCGGUGUAAAAACUAGAGAAGUUAUAUGUUAUAGUAAAGAUGGGUCUCGGGUGUCAUCCUCUGUUUGUGAUGCCAGUAUAAAACCACGGAAUCAAGCUUCAUGUCACAGUGAUGAUGCUUGCGGUUCAAAAUGGUUUACUGGACCCUGGAGUGAGUGUUCGGCAGAUUGUGGUAGUGGUGUUAAGAGUAGAUAUGUUGUGUGUAUGAAGGUAGUAGGAGAUGCAGCAGUUGUCUCCCCUGAUGAAGAUUGUUGGAAGACGGAGAAACCAACUAAUGAAGAUGAUUGUAAUAAUCAGGCCUGUGGUGUAAAAUGGUUUAUAUCAGAAUGGAGUCAGUGUUCUGUAACAUGUGGUACAGGAUUUAAAACCAGAGAGAUCAACUGUCUGGAUAGAAAUCGACGAGAAUCAAAUAGCUGUGAUCUCUUGACACGACCAACACCACGAGAGACUUGUCAACCAAGAAAAUGUCCUAUUCGAGAAUUAUCUGCAGAAAAUGAUUGUCGAGAUUUAUAUAGAAGUUGUCCGUUAGUUGUUCGUUCCCGCUUGUGUUCAUAUAAAUAUUACCAACAGAUCUGCUGUACAUCUUGCAGCGGUCAUACAUAGUCACAUACAUAUUCAUAGAAAAAACUUUUAUAAAAUAAAACAAUUGGUAAAAAUCUGUGGUUGAUAAAAUGUUGAUUGACGAAAACCAAAAAAGUGAUUCUUUAUUUUGAUUUGAAUGUAUAGUGUUCUCUCUGUGUGUGUUAUCAAAAGUUUUUUCUGCAAACUAAAGACGUGGUGCCUAAAUUGCACUUUAAUUUUUUGCCUGAUUUCACUACAAUUUUUUGAUUGAUAAUUAGGACCUGGGCCCCGUUUCUCAAAAUCUUAACUACAGAUAAAAUCCAAAUUUUAGUAGAUACUUCAAUUCUGAUUGGCUAAGCACGAACAUCAAUCUAAUAUUAUCCAAUCAAAUUACUAAACUUUGGAUUUUAUCUUAGUUAAAAUUUUGUGAAACAGGCACCUAAACAUUUUGGAAGAGUUGCUAAUCAGGUGUAUUUGACUGUUUACGUAGUAAGACAUUGCAGUAUGAACAUAGUUCAUUGUUAGGGCCUACUCUUUUUAGAACUGUUUUUUAUCUAGGGAAGUUAACCUUUGACAUAACCAUCUAAAGACAAUGCAGUCUGAUUGACAGUCUAGUGGAGGGGCCAGUGCCUCAACACUCGACCACAGCCCCUCGCAAAAAAAAAAAAAAUACAGGAUGAGACAAGAUGUGAUCUAUUGAAUGUGUCCAUUAAUGGAUGGCAUUGUUUGUCAUUGUAUGACUUUAAAGUAAUAGGAUUUGUCAUUGGCAUCCAGCUGUGACAAAGAUAUUAUCCGGUGGCCCUACGAGUGCUGGCGCGAUAUAUAUCGUUGAAUUGAUGCAUCACAAUUCACCUUCUCAGGAUUCGCGUAUUGAAUCGUGAGACACUGAAUCGAUGUAUCGCGGUCUUUUUUUUAUGUAUUUAUGUCGCUUCAGUAAGUAACCUGUCACUUUUAAUUAUCUACGUCACACAUUAUCCAUAGGUACUGAAACACUCUUAAAUUGUUUUGGUCCUUAUUUUGAUCCAUAUCAAUAUUAUGAUAUAAAAAAGUUUUAUUUAUUCGACAUUGGCUUGACUAAAAAUAUCAAUUAUUCAUUUAUCCUGUUGUUUUCUUGGUAAAUUUUGACCUGGUUACGAAUCGUGUUACGAUUUGUAUCCUGGAACCUGAAUACAUAUCGUAUCAUGACUACAGUGGCAAUACCCAGCACUAGACUAACAGUUUUCUAUUAAUCUGGUUACAUUUUUUCACUCUUUUUUUUUAGUUAACCCUGUAGCCCUUGGUACAUGUAUAUAUUGAUGGCUGAAUGGUAAGCGCGCGUGCUGUAUCAUAAAGUGUGUCAUUGAGUCGACUGGCGUGGUUUCGAAUCCCCGGUUGUACGUGACAAGGAGUAGGGUCACCUGUCCAACCUCGUGGGUUUCCUCCCACUGCUAAAGACCCCUACGCGCAAGCGAAUUAUUGAAAUAAAAUUAAACCAUAUGUUAGUCCCGAAAUGACCUAGUUUGUGUCGAGUGGAUGUUAAACCCAAUUUCUCUCUCUAUAUAUAUAUUGAUUAACCCAGUUCCUUCAAGGAAAUUAGAGAAGUGAUAUAGUUCAUACCGGUAUAUAUCCAUGGACAACCCAAAGCUGUUCCUUAGACUUCCUCAAACCAUGUGAAUAGCUCUCUGUGCUGUAGGACUGUAUAUUAGUUCUUCAGGGCACCACAGCUAGUCACAUAUGACUCAGGCUGUUUGAGUCCUGAAAUGAAAUGAAAUGGGGUUUAACGUCCUACUGUUCUGCUCCUACUGGGAUAAUGAAGACGGACAUAUGAGGGAAAAUUUGCCCAGACAGUGGCGCUAUGGCCUACUCUUAUUUCAAAUUCCAGCUGCCAAUGGUUCUAUUAUCUGUACACAGGACUUUGAUUUUCCAUCCUAUCCAAACAACUACAUGUUGUCCUUUGCCAGACCCCCUGUCCUACACCACUAUCCAACCUCGUGGGUUUUCUCCGGGUCCUCCGGUUUCCUCCCACUGCUAAAGACCCCUACGCGCAAGCGAAUUAUUGAAAUAAAAUUAAACCAUAUGUUAGUCCCGAAAUGACCUAGUUUGUGUCGAGUGGACGUUAAACCCCAUUUCUCUCUCUCUCCCUACACCACUAACAAGGGGGAACCACUCUGACCCUUCUACACUACUGACAAGGGGUAACCACGCUGUUUGAGUUCUACUUAUAGGACGUUUCGGGUGGCGCUAGUACUAAAGGGUUAUAUUAACUAUUUAGGUGUCAUGACCAUAUAAUAUGUACUAUAGUCAUCACACGUUUCAUGAUGGUUAGCUUUGGUUCCCCUUCAGAGUGGUGCAGGAUGAAGUAUCUAGUCCCUUUUAUGGGGUCCAACCUCGUGGGUUUUCUUCGGGUUCUUCGGUUUCCUCCCACUGAUAAAGACCCCUACGCGCAAGCGAAUUAUUGAAAUAAAAUUAAAAACAAUAUGUUAGUCCCAACAUGACCUAUUUUGUGUGGAGUGGACGUUAAACCCUAUUUCUCUCUCUCUCUCCCUUUUAUGGGACAAAAAAUCUGAGGGCCUGGAUAUACAUUGGCAUGCACAGAAAAGCAGCCUUUUCAUUUGGAAUUGGAAGAAGUGUUAGCAGAAAUGCCACUAUCCAGCAGGCGAUAAGUGAGAGGGAUGCAAUGACAAGCUUUUCGUCAUGGUUUUGAAGUUUUGCACCAGCUUGAGUUCUUGUGCCCCUCGCAAAUUUGAAUGGCAAAAAAUCAUGCGGUUUCAAUGCAGUCUUCAACAUUAUAAUCAUAAUCAUAAUGCUUAACAACUGUCAAUCAUAUAAUAUACCGUGGGUCAGAUAUGCUACAAAUACACACAGCCCAAUAUUGUUUUUUCGGGGGUCGGACGAGGUCUUGUUCCUCAUGCAAAAUCAUGCCACGUCCCUGCUAUCCAGACACGAUUUCCUUCCUAGCACACUGCAUGGCGUAUGGCUGUCUUUAUUAGCCCAGUUUGUGCACAAAAGUAGGAUGUUAAACCCCAUUUAAUUACAUUUCACGACAUCCUGAGACUAAAGAGGAGAUAACUUUUCUGAAUUUGUCAGGCAAUUUUUUUAUGAUUAUUAAUAAAGUGUUGCUAUUAUAUGUGUGUUUAUCAACUGGUUGAUUUAGUUGAAUAGGAAACUUGUUGUUUUGAUUCAGCCUGGUUCCCAAUCCCUUUCAAAUAUCCUGAAUAAAAUAUUGCUAACAAAGAAUAUUUACUGAAAUUGUACAUGAACAUGCACUCAAAUGGAUUAUUUAACUUUAAACAAUGAAAUAUUACAGUUGAAACUUGGCCUUUUUUAGGACAAUAUCUAUUUUUCAUCACGGUUUAACCCAUGUUAAAAGAAAAUGAACUCAACUUAUUUUUUAAAGAUUCAUUAUGUAAGAGCUAAAUCUGUCUAUUGCAGGUCUUUCUUUUGGCCUCAAAUGUUAUAUGAACUAUUAUUUACACAUUUAUUCAUCAACUUCUCUAGAUCAUCAGAUGGUCGUGAUUUUCAAUGGAUUGAAACACAAUCAGCAUUUAAUAAUUUGAUUUAAAAAUGGAUAAUCAAGACUUUGUUUGUUAUUGUAACUAUGGUAUUGACAAUCCAGACUAGAUUGUGAACACUUCAAAGUCUGGUAACUUCGCUCAGUAACUUGACUGAAAUUUUCAAUAUAUUCAUUUUUCAUUAAAUAUUUUUAAACUAUUAUAGCCAGAAACGCCAGCUCGUUAUCUAAAUCUUACAUAAUGCAUCUUUAAGAAAACAAAAUUAAUUAAUGAACGAUUACCAUCGGUACUUCAACAGUUCAAUGAAUCUAGUGUUCAAUGGUUUUAUUUUAGAUAAUCCAUAUUACAUAUAUAAAGUGCUAAAAUAAUGUUUUAAAUGUUGCCAUGUUCUUAUGGUCAGAUCUAAUUACCAAGGCCACCUAAAUAUUUUCUCAAGGUCACAGGUAAAAAGGGUUAGGGCAUGUGAUUGUUGACAUGGAUUGUGGGUUAGGGUGAGCGUGACCUUGAGGAAAUCUGCAGGUGGCCUUGGUAAAUAGAUCUAAGCAUCUUCUUAUAUUAUUUAUAUUAAUGUUUGAUGUAUUGUUACACCAGGAACUUGGUUCCAAGCGCUGCUCAUCUUGUUCUUAUUCCUUUUCUUGUGAUAUGACAUGAGAAUUCCAAGAUGGCUGCCAUGACGUGAGGCUCUGUUCCUGGUCGUUAGUUUGUUCAUACUUGUUUUAUUUUAGAUUGCCAGUAUUUUAUUAUAAGUGCUAAUAUUUUGUACUCAGCUUAUUGCCUAUUAUACACAUUUGCUUGCCAGAAGUUUUUUUUUACUUUUUGUGAUGUUGGUAUAUUUUAUUUAAUAAACUUUACAUUAAAAUU
Patella vulgata (common limpet) is the source of this 8165-nucleotide messenger RNA. RefSeq names its product ADAMTS-like protein 4. Gene Ontology annotation, biological process: extracellular matrix organization. Bases 1636 to 3855 code for a protein of 739 amino acids. NCBI's taxonomy places the organism in Eukaryota, Metazoa, Mollusca, Gastropoda, Patellidae. Gene Ontology annotation, molecular function: metalloendopeptidase activity. The record is from RefSeq and is a predicted model, not a curated record. Gene Ontology annotation, cellular component: extracellular matrix. The transcript has 12 exons.